This is a messenger RNA of Scophthalmus maximus (turbot), 2098 nucleotides long. Its product is annotated as BTB/POZ domain-containing protein KCTD16-like. Gene Ontology annotation, cellular component: postsynaptic membrane; presynaptic membrane. The transcript is spliced from 2 exons. Lineage: Eukaryota; Metazoa; Chordata; Actinopteri; Pleuronectiformes; Scophthalmidae. Gene Ontology annotation, molecular function: protein binding. The record is from RefSeq and is a predicted model, not a curated record. Bases 673 to 1947 code for a protein of 424 amino acids. Gene Ontology annotation, biological process: protein homooligomerization; regulation of G protein-coupled receptor signaling pathway.
UUCAUGGGACGGUUCUCUCUCUUUCUCUCUCUCUCUCUCUCUCUCUCUCUCUCUAUCGCGCGCGCACAGUUUAGAGCAGCACAAUCUUAAACCUUCCACUGGACCAAGCGUUUCCGCUCUCAGCAGUUUGGAGAGAUGGAGGAGUCCCGCUUCCAACCUCGACGCAUGUUUCAGCAUCCCACUUGUCAGGAGCGACGCUUAGUAGCAGGCUGAUGGGAUGCAGACACACUCUUCAGUUCAUCUUGGACUGGAUGAACUAGAAGCCGCGCGCAAGAGGGCGAGGUUCCCACAGAAAACUUGGGAGAAAAGAUGUUUGGACUUCUUUUGAUGGUGGGAAAUUUCAGAGAGAAGUGAAGGAUUAUGUGUCUUUGGAGUCGCACUCAUGAUCCACCGCACUGGACAUGUGUAACAUGAUGCUGGUUGUGAUAAUCGAUUGUGUUCAAAAAGGAUAAACCGUGGGCAGGCACAUUUACGCAUGGGGUUAAAGGAUAUACUGGAGGCGCACCUUGGGAUUGUUUGUCAUUAGACGCUGGCUGUGAGGACUGCAGCCUAAAUAAAGACUGUGCUUCGGAUGUGACUGCAUCAACACCAUGCAGCUUCAACCCACACCCUGAACUCCUGGGACAUUUGCGCUCCGUGGUACAGACUCGGGUUUCGUGCAAGAUCUGAAAAAUGGCAUUGAGCGAAAACUGCAAAACGCAGCCCGCAAAAGAGCAAGGCUCAGUGCAAAACCCUCCAUCGGAUGUGAUUGAGCUAAACGUGGGUGGACAGGUGUAUUACACUCGUCACGCCACACUGACAAGCUUUCCAAAUUCCUUACUUGGGAAGCUGUUCUCCAACAAGAAGGGGUCUUCAAAUGACUUGUCCCGGGACCUCAGAGGACGCUAUUUCAUAGACAGAGAUGGCUUUCUGUUCCGGUAUGUACUGGAUUACCUCAGAGACAAGCAAGUUGUCCUCCCUGACCACUUCCCCGAGAGGGGGCGAUUGAAAAGAGAGGCGGAAUACUUCCAGCUGCCAGAACUGGUCAAACUUUUGUCCUCCGACGAGUCUAAACUAUGCGCAGACGAGUUGUACAACAGUGAUUUCGAUGAGUCGUCGCAGGGCAGCGACCAGAGGCUUUGCCCCUCUUACUCCUUCGAUAGGAGGUAUGGCUACAUCACGGUCGCGUUGAAAGGCGUUUGCGCGGCGGGAGGCAAAGAAAGUCACACCGACGCCAAGGCCAAAAAGUUGCCUCGGAUCUUCAUCAGCAGCAGGAUCGGCCUGGCGAAGGAGGUGUUCGGAGACGCCCUGAACGAGAACAGGGACACGGACCGGCCACCGGACCGCUACACCUGCAGGUUUAACCUGAAGUUCAGGCACCCGGAGAGGGCGUUUGACAUGCUGUCAGAGAGCGGCUUCCACAUCGUGGCCUGCAACUCGUCCCUGACCGCGUCCCCCGUCGGUCAUUACGCGGAUGACAGAGUCUGGUCCAAUUACGCGCACUACAUCUUCUACCGUGGGCCCUCAAGGUGGUCGUCCUCUCACUGCGACUGCUGCUGCAAGAGCCACAAAAGUGAGCGUGAGGGGGAGAGCGGAACUUCUUUCAACGAGCUCUCCACUUCCUGUUCGGAGACCCAGUCUGAGGCCAAUUCCCCUCAAGGAACCGUGAUCUUUGGGCCCGUGAGGCGGCAGCCCAACAUCCAGACGCUGGACCGCCCCAUGCCUAAAGGACCAGUUCGCAUGCUGCAGCAGGCGGAGAUGCGCCGCAAGACUGAAAUGCUCCGCGUGAGAACCUUCGGGGUCCGGGAACGUGAUGCCGCAAAGAGGAAAGCCAAUAAGGAGAAGAUGACUCCAGAGCAGGAGCUGGAGAAAUGCAUCCAGGACUUCCGGCGCAUUAGGAUUCCUGAUCGCUUUCCGGAGAGGAAGUACAUGUGGCAAUCAGAUCUCCUGAGAAAGUACCGUCUCUAAAUAUGAGUGUGAAGAAAUAAAGAGAGAUGGUACAGUAGAGACGAGAGAGAGAGAUGGUACAGGGAGUAUUAACUGCUUGGGCAAUAGACUGCACCCUCUAAAACACUUACAGUACUUAAAGUAAAAAAAAAAAAACUAUGGCCACUCUCCC